AUGGACAGCUCACAUCUCCGUGUAAAGCCUAGCAGACAAGAGCUGUCUUCUCAAGAAUCCUCCCUCGUCGACUACAGCUUCCAAGGAAUUAUACAGCAACAUGCUCACGAGAUGGAGAUCGCAUUUCAACGCAUUAUCAACGCUAUACUGAAGCACAGUAAGCUAGAUAUCACUUUAAUUCGAAUUAGCAAUGCGACAGAAGAUUCUUUCCGCGUAUCCCUCGCAGCCCGCGCUUCAAACACCGGGCCCAUACGAGCCACACUCUCACCCAUGACGAUCGAGCUCUGUGGCCCUUCCGGCAGCUUCGGCACCAUGACUCUCCCCGAGCUCGAGACAGCUCCCGGCGGUAUCCCCAUCGAGGUAGCCAAGCAGCUAGUGACGAUCACGGACAAGCAAGCACUCCAGGCCUUCAUCGCCCUCGUCAUCAAAGGCCCCAACGCCGUGCUCUCUCUCAAGAACGGCAGCGCCACCAUCUCCGCCGCAACUCUUGGCGUAGGCCCCAAGCCCAUCCGAUACGAGCGGGAGAUCCCGAUGCCGGGCAUGGACGGCCCGGCCGUCAGCGUGAAGAGCGCCAGCAGCGUGCGCACAGCCACCUCGGCCAAACUCACCGUCGUGCUCCACGUCAAGAACCCGAGCCCGGUUGAGCUCAGCUUCGGCCGGUGCUAUUUCGACAUCCGCGACCAGGACGACAACACCUUCGCCACCCUCGGAGGAAACCUGGACAUUCGGUGCGAGUCUUUCGAAGCCUCUUUCCACGGGCCCGUGACCUGGGUCGGCGAGCUCGAAGAGGGCAAAACGCGGCUCGUGGGUUUGGGAUGCGUGGGUGCCGGGUGGUGCGAUGAGACGAUCAGGGCCAUCGAUGUGCCGAUCAUGGGUAUAUGGAAGAUCCGCAAGGCGCUGGGGAUGAAGUAUGUGGACCCCUUUGAAGAAUCCCCGGAGGUAUUUCGCUGGCGCGGAAAGUUCUGGAAGAAAGGUACCUGGAUCUAG
Hypoxylon fragiforme is the source of this 987-nucleotide messenger RNA. RefSeq lists its product as uncharacterized. The transcript has 2 exons. The coding region runs from base 1 to 987 and encodes 328 amino acids. The record is from RefSeq and is a predicted model, not a curated record. Lineage: Eukaryota; Fungi; Ascomycota; Sordariomycetes; Xylariales; Hypoxylaceae.